UCAGUUCACUCCAGCUCUUCAGACCAGAGGUAAAUCAUCAGAACAUGAAGAUUUUAUCCGUCCUGCUCCUUCUCUGUCGUGUUUCAUCUGCAGAGAAACACUCCCUGGACUAUUUCCUCUCAGCAGUUUAUGGACUCCCAGGUUUUCCAGAGUUUAUGGCCACAGUAGUGGUUGAUGGAGUGGAAUUAGGAUACUGUGACAGCAACAACAAGACAGCAAAAGUAUAUGACUGGGCAACAGAAAUGAUGAGAAAUACCCCAGACCACCAGAAGUGGGACUCAGAGUUGUGUUUGGAGAAUCAGCACUCCUUUAGAGCUCAUAUUGUGGACAUCAUGCAAAGCUUAAACCAAAGUGGAGGUGCGCACGUUUUACUGAUGAUGAGUGGCUGUGAGUGGGAUGAAGAGACUGGAGAGACUGCUGGUUUUUUGAAAUAUAGUUAUGAUGGAGACGACUUCAUGGCACUGGACCUGAAGGCACUGACAUGGACUGCUCUAAAACCUGAGGCACUCAGGACCAAACUCAUCUGGGAUGCUGACAAACAGAGAAUAAACAACAGAAAAAAAUCCUACCUCCAUGACUGCCCCAUUUGGCUGAAGGAGUAUCUGACCUAUGGGAGAAAGUUUCUGCAGCAAACAGUUCUUCCCUCAGUAUCUUUCAUCGAGAAGUCUCCCUCCUCUUCAGUCAGCUGCUUCGCCACAGGUUUCUACCCUGACAGAGCUGUGAUGUUCUGGAGGAAAGAUGGAGAGGAGCUUUAUGAGGGUGUGGACCACGGAGAGAUCCUCCCAAACAAUGAUGGCACCUUCCAGAUGAGUGCUGACCUGAACCUUUCAUCAGUGAAACUUGAAGACUGGAAGAGAUACGAGUGUGUGUUUCAGCUCUCUGGAGUGGAGGAGGACAUCGUCACCAGACUGGACACAUUGUACAACGUUGUUGUUUGUUACAGUUCUCUUCCUUGGCUUCUUAUAAUAAUGGGAGUUGCUGCAGGACUGCUGCUCCUGUCAGUCUGCAUCGCUGGAUUCAUCGUGUGGAGAAAAAAGAAAAAUGGGUACCAGAAUGUUCAACAUGCGUGAAAUCCUGUUGAAUUUAAAGUCUACAUGUCUGACAUAAUCAGAGGGGAACAGGAUUACACAGAGACCGUGCUGGACUCUAGAGUGGGAGGAGCCAGUAUAAUGUCCCAGCAUCUUAGACAGUCAGCUGGAGGCACCAACUUUAAGAGAUAAUGUUAAAAAGCUGCUGGAAAUAAGGUUGUUUUUAUGGUAGAUUUUAAAUGUUAACCCUUAUUGUUCUAAGCCUAUGAAUCCUCUGUUGGCAGACCAAAUAAGCUCAUUUUACUGUAAAGUAUUUCCACUAGAGGGCGCCAACAUUUGUGGAUCAAAGUUCCUCUAUGAGAGGUCGGUCUUAUUUCACCUGCUAAUUUCCUCCUCAGAUUAAGCAGGUGUGUUAUUGUGCUCGACAAUGACAGAUUAUUGAUGAAACACUGCUCUUAAAGGAAGAGAUUUUUAUGAAAAUGAAUUAGCUGUCUGAAAAGGAAAAACAUUUUACAGUUUUAAUUAUAGCACAAAUAAGGAAUAUAGUAUUAUGGAAGGUCUUUUUAGUUUUUCCUUAAAAUGUCUUCAGUGUUUACUUUUAUUUUAUUUUUUAAAUAUUUUAUGUUGUUUGUUCUUUGGUUUGAUGUUUUUUAUUUGAUUUCUUAUUUUAUCCUUUUCUCAAUCUGAGCUUAGCUUCACUCUGAAAAUACUUUUAAGUCAUUUAAAAACCAGUAAUGUCAUGUGACUGGGUUUAUUGUUUGUCU
Messenger RNA from Cheilinus undulatus (humphead wrasse), 1792 nucleotides. RefSeq names its product major histocompatibility complex class I-related gene protein-like. The transcript has 7 exons. Gene Ontology annotation, biological process: immune response. NCBI's taxonomy places the organism in Eukaryota, Metazoa, Chordata, Actinopteri, Labriformes, Labridae. The record is from RefSeq and is a predicted model, not a curated record. Gene Ontology annotation, cellular component: external side of plasma membrane. The coding region runs from base 45 to 1070 and encodes 341 amino acids.